This is a messenger RNA of Staurois parvus, 314 nucleotides long. NCBI's taxonomy places the organism in Eukaryota, Metazoa, Chordata, Amphibia, Anura, Ranidae. The record is from the annotation of a GenBank genome assembly.
CGCCCUAUCAUUGGUGUCAGAGAGAGGAAUAGCACCCCAUCAGUGGUAUCAGUGGCAGGAAUAGCGCCCCAUCAUUGGUGUCAGUGGCAGGAAUUGCGCCCCAUCAUUGUCAGAGGGAGGAAUUGCGCCCCAUCAUUGGUGACAGUGGGAGGAAUUGCGCCCCAUCAUUGGUAUCAGUGGGGAGAAUUGCGCCCCAUCAUUGGUAUCAGUGGGGGAAUAGUGCCCCAUCGUUGGUGUUGGGGGAAUAGUGCCCCAUCGUUGUGUGUGGGGGAGGAGGAAUAGUGCCCCAUCGUUGGUGUCAGUGGGAGGAAUAG